AUGGGGUUUUACGGAGGGCUGCACUCACAGGCAGACACAACCCUGAUCCCCAGGUGCCACCAAAGGACAGGUAACCCCUCUCCUCUCCACUCUGCUGCAGGCUUGUGGUUUUCUCCUCUCCUCAUUGCUGUGGUCACGCUGGGACUGCCUCAGGGAGCUGCUGCCACCUUCCCUGCCAUACCCCUCUCCAGCCUGUUUGCCAACGCUGUGCUGAGGGCUCAGCACCUCCACCUCCUGGCUGCUGAGACGUACAAAGAGUUCGAACGCACCUAUAUUCCAGAGGACCAGAGGUACACCAACAAAAACUCCCAGGCUGCAUUUUGUUACUCAGAAACCAUCCCAGCUCCCACAGGGAAGGAUGACGCCCAGCAGAAAUCGGACAUGGAGCUGCUUCGGUUUUCACUGGUUCUCAUCCAGUCCUGGCUGACCCCUGUGCAGUACCUAAGCAAGGUGUUCACAAACAAUUUGGUUUUUGGCACCUCAGACAGAGUGUUUGAGAAACUAAAGGACCUGGAAGAAGGGAUCCAAGCCCUGAUGAGGGAGUUGGAGGAUCGCAGCCCGCGGGGCCCGCAGCUCCUCAGACCCUCCUACGACAGGUUCGACAUCCACCUGCGCAGCGAGGACGCCCUGCUGAAGAACUACGGCCUGCUGUCCUGCUUCAAGAAGGACCUGCACAAAGUGGAGACCUACCUGAAGGUGAUGAAGUGCCGGCGCUUCGGGGAGAGCAACUGCAACAUCUGAGGCUCUCCGUGCCGGCG
This is a messenger RNA of Phasianus colchicus (ring-necked pheasant), 758 nucleotides long. RefSeq names its product growth hormone 1 (gene GH1). Gene Ontology annotation, biological process: positive regulation of tyrosine phosphorylation of STAT protein; animal organ development; response to nutrient levels. Gene Ontology annotation, cellular component: extracellular region. Gene Ontology annotation, molecular function: growth factor activity; growth hormone receptor binding; hormone activity. NCBI's taxonomy places the organism in Eukaryota, Metazoa, Chordata, Aves, Galliformes, Phasianidae. The record is from RefSeq and is a predicted model, not a curated record.